Molecule: messenger RNA, 899 nt
Organism: Blepharisma stoltei
Lineage: Eukaryota; Ciliophora; Heterotrichea; Heterotrichida; Blepharismidae
Source: the annotation of a GenBank genome assembly
AUGAACAUCAAAGCAGCAGGUAGUGCAGGAGCAGGCCUUUCCCUUUUAGGUGCUGUUGGUGUCUUUCUUUACAACUCUCUCUUCACUGUAGACCCAGGUCACCGUGCCAUUAUGUACAACCGUAUCUCAGGCAUAAACUCCAAUAAAAUUUACAUUGAAGGCACCCAUUUCAAGAUUGUUUUUUUUGACCGUCCGAUAAUCUAUGAUGUUCGUACCCAUCCACGCAUCAUCAGUUCUUUGACUGGAACCAAAGAUCUUCAGAUGGCUAAUGUCUCGCUCAGAGUUUUAUCAAGGCCAAAUGUUGAAGCUUUGCCUGCUGUCUAUAGAACUCUUGGGAAAGAUUAUGACGAAAGAGUCCUUCCAAGUAUUGUCAAUGAAAUCUUAUGCCUAAUUAAAGACACUAAUUACUUAUUUUUUUUUAUAAAUAAUCCAAAAAAUAUGUCAGUUAAAAUGGUAUAAAAUCUGUUGUGGCUCAGUUCAAUGCGACUCAAUUGCUAACUCAAAGAGAACAAGUAUCAAGAAUGAUCAGACAAAACCUUAUAAGCCGUGCUAAUGACUUCAAUAUCAUUGUCGAUGAUGUAUCAAUUACACAUUUAACCUUCGGGAAAGAAUUCACUGAAGCUAUUGAAGCUAAACAAGUAGCUGCUCAACAGGCAGAAAUGGCGAAAUAUGUGGUCUUACAGGCUGAGCAAGAAAAAUUGGGCAUGAUCAUCAAGGCUGAAGGAGAAGCAAAAAGCGCACAGCUUAUUGGGUCUGCAAUUGUGGCAAAUCCUGCUUAUAUUAGGCUUAAGAAGAUUGAGACUGCUCAAGAGAUCGCAAAUAUACUUUCACAGUCAAGAAAUAGAGUGCUGUUAAGCUCAGACUGCCUUUUAAUGAAUCUUAAAGAUCUUUUGGACUAA